This is a messenger RNA of Cyprinus carpio (common carp), 2393 nucleotides long. Its product is annotated as solute carrier family 41 member 1-like. Gene Ontology annotation, biological process: monoatomic cation transport. Gene Ontology annotation, molecular function: monoatomic cation transmembrane transporter activity. The coding region runs from base 621 to 1958 and encodes 445 amino acids. The record is from RefSeq and is a predicted model, not a curated record. Gene Ontology annotation, cellular component: plasma membrane. The transcript is spliced from 11 exons. NCBI's taxonomy places the organism in Eukaryota, Metazoa, Chordata, Actinopteri, Cypriniformes, Cyprinidae.
AUCGGCGUUGAUACGGACAGGACCGUUUGUCAUGUGAGUCACGACCUCUGUGGGGGAGAGGAGCUGCGCUCUGGAGAACGUAGUGUUCGUGUACACAGACGUUCCAGCGACCUGCGAGUGAAAAAAGAGGCAGCUUGGGAAUUAUCGUAGCAGUCUUCAAGGGACAGCAGUGGAGAACAACUAGAUACUUCAUUUCAUCAGGCAUAAGGCAAGUCUCAAAGUUUUUCAAGAAGUGGAUUUUGGGAUUCAGAGAACCAACUCAGCUGAGGCUUUUUUGAAUGUGAAGGCUCCUGUUGGAUUUUUGUCAAAAACCCAUGUGGCAUUGAUAAAUGAAAAAUUGAAAUAUAUACUGCGUGCUUCAGCCAACUUUUUGGGACUUUGCUAUCGUGGGACUUUCUGAAGAUACUAAAUUGCCUCAUCGUUUAAUAAUAAGAACAUCCUGUUUUCUGAGUCAACAUAUUAUUAUUUUUCUUCCCAACCCUUUUUUACUUAAACUUCUUUUUUAGUUUUUAAGACAUUAUGAAAGGAACAUUCAGCCAUCUAGGAGGGUGUUAAAAGCUUCUAGGAACCCUCGUCGAUCUCAGCCGUGGCCCUCGCCGUUGGGGAAUGGGGUAACAGAGAUGGUGGUCACUCAGUUAGAGCUGGAGCUCUGUUAUCAGGGGAAGAAGCUCAGAGGUUUCACAUGCAAGCUCACUCGUUCGGCUCAUGGUUUCUUGCCGGAGAGCUCGUACAUCAUCGCUGCGCAGGUCCUACUGCCUUAUCUGCUGGGCGGACUGGGGAUGGUGGCGGCCGGUAUCGUCAUGGACAUUGUCCAACAUUGGGAUGUGUUUAAAGUGAUCACAGAGGUGUUCAUCCUGGUACCUGCUCUGGUCGGGCUCAAAGGAAACCUGGAGAUGACUCUAGCAUCUCGUCUCUCUACUGCUGCUAACACCGGACAGAUGGAUGACCCCAAACAGCAGUGGCUGAUGGUGACCUGUAAUCUUGCUCUCAUUCAGGUUCAGGCCACUGUGGUGGGCUUCCUAGCAGCUCUUGCGGCCGUAGGUCUUGGUGCUCUGUCCAGAGGGGGUGUAGAGCUGGACCAGGCAGCCGUCCUGUGUGCUAGCAGUGUUACCACUGCAUUUAUGGCAGCUCUGUCCUUAGGUCUGGUGAUGAUUGGUGUGAUCAUUGGCUCCAGGAAGGUGGGCAUCAACCCUGAUAAUGUGGCCACACCAAUAGCAGCCAGUCUGGGAGAUCUCAUCACUCUUUCUCUGCUGGCUGGAGUCAGCACCACACUGUUCCAGUACAGAGACGUGUGGUACUUGUCCCCGUUGGUGUGUGUCUUCUUCCUGCUGCUCAUUCCUCUCUGGGUGCUCAUCGCUAGACGGAGUCCACAGAUUAAAGAGGUUCUGAAGUCCGGCUGGCAGCCUGUUAUAGUGGCCAUGUCCAUCAGCAGCUUCGGAGGCCUUAUUCUUGAUAAGACUGUGAGCGAUCCAAACUUUGAGGGCAUGGCGGUCUUUACACCGGUCAUAAACGGUGUGGGGGGGAAUCUGGUGGCCAUCCAGGCCAGUCGGAUCUCCACCUAUCUUCAUUUGUGGAGCAUACCUGGAGUCCUGCCCUAUAAGAUGAGACAGCACUGGCCCAACCCCUGUGCCACAUUCUUCUCCUCAGGUGUGAACUCUAAGUCAGCGCGGGUGCUGUUCCUCCUGGUGGUUCCAGGUCAUCUGUUGUUUCUUUUUGCCAUUAAUAUGCUCCAAGGAGGCCACACUGCCAUCACGCCAGCAUUUAUCUGCUGCUACUUGGGUGCUGCUCUGCUUCAGGUUGGAAUCCUAAUUUAUACAGCAGACCUGAUUGUGCGUUUGAUGUGGAGGAAAGGUCUGGACCCGGAUAACUUCUCCAUCCCAUACCUGACUGCACUGGGAGACCUGUUGGGCACGGGUUUCCUGGCCUUGUGUUUCCGUUUGGUCAUGUUAAUGGAGUAGCUUGGCUUGUGAAACACUAGACCUCCUCCUCCUCCCCCACUUCCACCUCCAGCUCCCAGUUCACGGGACCUUAGCUGCCCAGGUUGGCUGCAGUGGUUUUAGAGAUGUGAACUUGUCUGUGGGAAGCUACAGACAGAAUAUCAGCCACAUUGUUUUUGUGCUUACAGGAUAGGUUGACUAGAAAUAUGAAAAACAUCGGCAGGUAUGGACUUAUUACCUGACAGCCUGUUAUAUGAUUAUACUUUUGGUGUGUUGUCCUGUCGCCUCAGUGAUGCUGCUUUCAUAUACACUAGUCACCUGAUUACUGUAUAUUAAAGGUGCUGUAUGUAAGUUUUUGACUCUAAUAAAGCAUACAAAAUACCAUAAUAUGUUUGUAGAUAUUUAAGAAACAUGCUAAGUUAACAUACUUGUUUAUCUGAAAAACAAUGCUACAGU